AUGUCAUGCAACUUCUUCAGCCUCUCCCGCGAACUUCGCGAUCAGAUCUAUGAGCUGGUCUUAUUGCACCAAGAACUAAUCGAUCCCUGGGUUGAUUACUAUUUACGACGGAAGCUGACCCCUGAGCUCCUCCACGUGAACAAGACUAUCCACCGCGAAGCCAGCUCGGUAUUCUACGCCCAGAAUCGCUUCGAUUUUACCACGCGCACCCCUGAGGACGUAGCCUCGUUCCUCGGGCAAAUCGGCCGAAACAACGCAGACUAUAUCCGACAUAUCUGUGUCGACUUUCCGAAAUUCCUCUAUCUAGACCCCGGUGAUGUCACCCUCGAGGACGAUAGCGUUGUCACCCUCGAGGACGAUAGCGUUAGCAUCCUCGCGAACAUACAGAGCCGCUGCGCCAAUUUGAGCACGCUCACGACGUCCCUAUAUAGCACAAAUGCCAUGGAGCUUAGGCUCGACGCACUAGACAACCCCAAGGUCGUUAUUGAGGCUUUAAAGCUGGUCAAUACUCACUUCAGAGCCAUUUCGUCCCUACAAGAGGUCAUCGUUGAGGUGUAUGAAGACGGCCCGAGUGAUCAUAUACGAAGGAAAAUGGAGAGUCACGGAUGGACAAUCAGUAUUGCAGAAUAUGUGGAAGAGGACUCCGACAGGAAUUUCAGUGACUUUGGAAAUGAUGAUUAUGGCUAUCAUAGGAGUCGUGAUGAUGAUGACGAUAAUUAUGAUUUUGACAAUGAUAGUGACUUUUGGAGAAGAGCGGCUGACUGA
This is a messenger RNA of Letharia columbiana, 765 nucleotides long. RefSeq lists its product as uncharacterized. The coding region runs from base 1 to 765 and encodes 254 amino acids. The record is from RefSeq and is a predicted model, not a curated record. The transcript has a single exon. NCBI's taxonomy places the organism in Eukaryota, Fungi, Ascomycota, Lecanoromycetes, Lecanorales, Parmeliaceae.